Lindgomyces ingoldianus is the source of this 2082-nucleotide messenger RNA. RefSeq names its product threonine synthase-like protein. Gene Ontology annotation, biological process: L-threonine biosynthetic process. The coding region runs from base 306 to 1949 and encodes 547 amino acids. Lineage: Eukaryota; Fungi; Ascomycota; Dothideomycetes; Pleosporales; Lindgomycetaceae. The transcript is spliced from 3 exons. The record is from RefSeq and is a predicted model, not a curated record. Gene Ontology annotation, molecular function: threonine synthase activity; pyridoxal phosphate binding.
CGUUUUUCACCCGAACUUGUUGAAGAGCAAUUGAUGUCCCAACGAGACCUUCCUGUUCCUACACAGAACCCUCCGAGCUUAGGCAGGACUUACGCAGCGCCAUUCGAACUCUUUCCCUUGCUACAUUCUUGUGCUUAGCUUACUGCCACCUCUUCUCUACCAAAGUUGACCUUCAUAUCCCCACGGGGUUCGCAUGACUAGUGUCUGGCUUAACCGAUUUGUCUUAAAGUUUUAGUCCAUAUCUCCCCUCUUUUUCUGGUCCUUUGAAGGAAACUCACUCAAUUGAGUUUUCAAUUGGGUGCUCAAUGUCCUCCCAUACUGCCUCUCAGCGCUACCUCAGCACCCGGGGGGGAUCGUAUGAUCUCUCUUUCGAGGAAGCUGUCCUCAAGGGACUCGCCUCUGAUGGCGGGCUCUUCAUCCCCGAAGAAAUACCCUCCCUUCCCAGCGACUGGGUCUCUAAAUGGCAGCACCUAUCAUUCGGAGAACUUGCAUACGAAAUCUUCUCGCUCUACAUCUCUCCUUUCGAGAUACCCGCUACCGAUCUGAAAGAUAUCAUACGCCGCAGCUACUCGACCUUUCGAACUGAGGAUGUAACGCCGACGGUGACCCUGGACAAGGACAAGAACAUACAUCUGCUAGAGCUCUUCCAUGGGCCAACGUUCGCAUUCAAGGAUGUCGCGCUGCAAUUCUUGGGGAAUCUGUUUGAGUACUUCCUUGUGCGCAGGAAUCAGGGGAAGACUGGAAGGGAUAGGGAGCAUUUGACGGUCAUUGGCGCAACAAGUGGUGAUACUGGUUCCGCUGCUAUCUACGGUCUUCGAGGCAAGAAAGAUGUCUCGGUCUUCAUUAUGCAUCCGCAGGGGAAAGUGAGCCCGAUUCAAGAAGCCCAGAUGACAACCGUCAUGGAUGCGAAUGUGCACAACUUGGCUGUGGAUGGCACCUUCGAUGACUGUCAGGACUUCGUGAAAGCUCUCUUCGCCGACCCCGAAAUCAACAAGACCCACCGCCUCGCUGCCGUGAACUCUAUCAACUGGGCUCGCAUCCUCGCGCAAAUAACGUACUACUUCUACGCCUACUUUAACCUCAUCCGCAAACCCUCCUUCCUUCCCGCUUCUACCAUCCGGUUUGUUGUGCCGACCGGCAACUUCGGCGACAUCCUCGCUGGUUACUUCGCCAAGCGCAUGGGUCUACCCGCAGAAAAGCUCGUCAUUGCCACAAAUGAGAAUGACAUCCUUCACCGAUUCUGGCAAACCGGCAAGUACGAAAAGAAACCAGUUCACGGGAAAGAAGCCGAGGGCGGUAUUCCUCAAGACGGCGUCAAGGUCCAUGAAGACGGCGUGAAGGAAACGCUAAGUCCGGCAAUGGACAUCCUCGUCUCGUCAAAUUUCGAACGACUCCUCUGGUUCCUAGCUUACGAAGUAUACACCACAUCAUCCGAUGCUGUUGCCCAGCGGCGGAGCCAAGCAGGCGAGCAUGUCCGAUUGUGGUUAGAUGCGUUGAAGGCGGAGGGAGGAUUCAACGUUGACCAACAGAUUCUAGCUGCGGCUAAGAAGGACUUUGAGUCAGAGCGGGUGUCCGACAGGCAGACUCUCCAGACCAUCACUGAGAUCUUCAGCUCGCCUUCUUCACAAGGAUACAUCCUAGAUCCACAUUCGGCUAUUGGCAUCACGGGCGCCCUUCGUUCUGCGGAACGAGCCACACCACCUAGCACACAUCACAUUUCGCUAGCAACAGCACACCCCGCCAAGUUCAGCAGCGCGGUUGAUAUGGCACUCAAUGGUCAAAGAGGUUAUUCUUGGGAUGUAGUACUACCAUCAGAGUUUGUCGGGCUUGAAGACAAACCGCGGAGGGUCAGCAAUGUCAAGAAGUCCGAGGGGUGGGAAGGUGUGAGGAGGGUGGUUGUUGCGGAGGUAGAGGCAGAAUUACAGGCUGUAGAGAGAGCCGGAAAAUAACCCAAUUUUUGGACAGAUGAUGGGUGACAGAGGCGUUUGGGAAUGUGGUCUGAGUUAGCUUCCUGCCGUGGAUGGAUGGUUGGAAAAGAAUCCAUGCAUGCAUUGUAUAGAUCUCAUUUAAUGCUUCGUCACG